AUGAUUCCCUAUCCAAAAGCAGACAAAGGUACAAGAAAAACAGCGACCGAUGUAACAUUGGUCCCUAUAACAACUUCGAGUAGCACAGCAAGCGUUUAUUCUACAACUACGUUUAGUGUGACUAAUAUAUUUCCUCCGAAUUGCAAUGGAUCUAGUGAAGUAGAACUACCUAAUGGUACUUGCGUAUCAAAAUCUGUUGUUCAGAUGAAUAUGGUUACUAUUUUACGUAAUAAGACAAACAAUGCCACUGCUGUAGCAUAUGCUCUUUCAUACUAUUUCAGUUCAAUUGCAAAUACAAAUUUAUCAACGAAUCCAAAUUAUAUUUUAUUACCUGCAGAAAUCGAGAAAUAUAUUGAUAG
Rotaria sp. Silwood2 is the source of this 359-nucleotide messenger RNA. The record is from the annotation of a GenBank genome assembly. NCBI's taxonomy places the organism in Eukaryota, Metazoa, Rotifera, Eurotatoria, Philodinida, Philodinidae.